Gongylonema pulchrum is the source of this 357-nucleotide messenger RNA. NCBI's taxonomy places the organism in Eukaryota, Metazoa, Nematoda, Chromadorea, Rhabditida, Gongylonematidae. The record is from the annotation of a GenBank genome assembly.
CUGCCUCUUUUUUGCAUUGUAAUUUUCCUCAUUUCAGAACGCGAGCGUGAGCGAGAAAGAGAGCGAAAAGAACGUGAAAAAGAAGCGGAAAAAGAGCGUGAGCGUCGUAGAAGCAAAAGUCGUGAAAGAGAAGGUCGCGAAAAGCGUAGCCGAAGUCGAGAGCGACGAAGCCGAAGUCGCGAAAAACGCAGUCGCAGUCGUGAAAGACGGCAAGAUCCGGAGAAAACAGAACGCAGUGGUGAAACGAGUGAUAGUAAAGAAACAGAAAAGGAUUUGGAGAAACUGAAUGAAGCCAUCCGUCAACGCUAUCUCGGUAAAUUACAUGUUCUGGGAAAAGCUAGAAGUUGUGUGAUAUGA